AUGAAUCAGGAAAAAGACGAAACAGCGGCUAUUGAUGAAGAGAAUAAAGAUGUCAGUGGUACAACUGAAACAACAGUAAAUAGUGGCUCAAAUAAAAAAAAAAAAGACACCGAUGAUGAAGAAGAAGAAGAAGAUGAACCGGUUUAUAUUGAAGCAAGUCCAUGUGCUCGGUGGCAAAAGCGACGUGAAACAGUUGCUCAACGUGAUAUUCCCGGUAUUGAUGCUUCUUAUUUAGCAAUGGAUACAGAAGAAGGUGUAGAAGUUGUUUGGAACGAAGUCCUAUUUUCAGAAAGAAAAAUCAGUGAUAUUCAACACAAUAAAAUUAGUGAAGUUUUUGAUAAACUAAUCGAAUUAAAUCAUAUGAAUAUUGUCAAAUUCCAUGGAUAUUGGCAAGAUCGAAUUAAACACGAUGAUCGUCCACGAGCUGUUUUUAUCACGGAAUUUAUGUCAAGUGGUUCAUUGAAAUUAUUUUUGCGGAAAACAAAAAAAACUAAGCAAAAUUUAUCGAAAAAUUCAUGGAGACGUUGGUGCAUUCAAUUACUGUCCGCGCUAAAUUAUUUACACUCUUGUGAAGAGCCAAUUAUUCACGGUAACUUAACUUGUGAUACGAUAUUUAUUCAAAACACUGGUCUACUAAAGAUUGGAUCGAUCCAUUAUCCUCAGUUGAAAGCAUUUGCUGAUUUGGAAAUCGUCGCUCCAGAUGUACUACAUCGUCAUGUAAAAAGUAUAUCGGAUUCAGCAGCUAAAAAUCUACAUUUUCAAGCGCCAGAAAUCGAUACAGAACUAAGUCUCAUUACAACAGCUGUCGAUAUCUAUUCACUUGGAAUGGUUACACUCGAGAUGAUCAAUCUUGAUCUUGGUGGAAAUGGUGAUGUACAUUCAGUAACAGACGAGGUUGUGAAUGAUGCUAUUCAAGCACUUGAUGACCCUGUGCAAAAAGAUCUCAUAUUAAAAUGUCUUGAAACCGACCCACUCAAACGACCAACAGCACGUGAAUUACUUUUUCAUCCAGUUCUAUUCGAAAUACCAACAUUGAAACUUCUAUCUGUUCACAUACUAGCCGAUGAUAUUCGCUAUAAUCCUGAUCGUACAUUUGUUCAAUCUACCAUUCAUCCAAUGUCCAGCGAUCAAGUAUUUGCCGAAACCGAGUCAAAUCGUGAUGGUUUUAAACCGAUUGUUUAUACUUUCAAAGAUUGUCCAUCGUUCGAUCUGGAUAAAUUGGUGGAAGAUGUGCAAAAUGGUCUCUACCCGAUAACAGCAUACCAUCUUCUAUAUCCAACUCGUAGUUCAUUGAUUGUUGCAACGAAGCCAGCUAAUCCAAUUAAAAUUUUUACCUCGUCAACAUCAUCGUUGUCGUCAUCAAUAUCUGCAACAACCGAUAAUGACUUAUUAGCGUCUGCUCAGACGAUAACGGACUUAUCGAAACUUCUUUCGAAUAAUUUAAAUGAUGGAAAUCUAUCAACGAUGAUCAACAGUUCGCCAAAAUCUCGAGCUGGAACAACAUCAUCGAUUACAAAAAGUGAACGAUCUUCUUCUGUAGCAGUCGAUAAUGAACAUCAUAGACGAGAAGCUGCAUUAUCAUCAACAGGAACUAAUUCUAAUGCAACAAUGGCACCUGUGACGAAUCCUGAUGAAAAAGAAAAUCGACGUAUUAUUGAUGUACAAUGUAAAACAAAAACAAAAGAAACUGGUUUAUGCAUGUUAUUUAUUAGCGUCAAAUUUCAAGAUCGACUGCAACGUGAUAUGACCACAGAAAUUGAACAAGACGAAACUCCUAAUAUGAUUUCCAAAGAAUUACUAGAACUUGGUCUAAUUCAUGAGAAUGAUUACACACGAGUUGAACAAUCAAUUGAUAAAGCAUUUAAUACGGCAAUCAUAUCGCCCGAUGUAACGAAUUCAACUUCUGUAUCUGAUACCAAAAAGACUGUCGCUGCUACAACAACUCCUAUCGUAAAUCAAGCGCCGCAAAAUCAAUUCAAUCCAACAUCAACCAAUGAAACUUUAACCGAUGGUAAUAAUGCAACAGCAUGGACUAAUAUUCAAUCACAGCCAGUCACGUUUCUACCACCUUAG
Rotaria socialis is the source of this 2073-nucleotide messenger RNA. Lineage: Eukaryota; Metazoa; Rotifera; Eurotatoria; Philodinida; Philodinidae. The record is from the annotation of a GenBank genome assembly.